Messenger RNA from Myripristis murdjan (pinecone soldierfish), 5112 nucleotides. Its product is annotated as NACHT, LRR and PYD domains-containing protein 12-like. Gene Ontology annotation, molecular function: protein binding. Gene Ontology annotation, biological process: regulation of apoptotic process; innate immune response; inflammatory response. Lineage: Eukaryota; Metazoa; Chordata; Actinopteri; Holocentriformes; Holocentridae. The coding region runs from base 87 to 3794 and encodes 1235 amino acids. The transcript is spliced from 12 exons. The record is from RefSeq and is a predicted model, not a curated record.
UUCGGUGGUGUUGUAGCAUGUCAUCCGUUGCUGUAACUUCACGGUACCACUGCACAGCAGGCACAAAGAGAUGAAGAAAUAGCACAAUGUCGAAUCUCAGUGACAGCCAAAAAGGACCAUGUCCACAGGAGGAAGGAACCGUAGAGGGGAGAAAUGAGAAGGAGACAUCAAGUCCUUACCACUCUGAAACAUGUGAGGCUGCUUCAGACAUGACCAAAGAGAAACAAGCAGAAUGGGUUGACAAGAACAGAGCUAACCUCAUUCAGACUGUACCCUCAGUGAUGUCCAUUGCAGACGAGCUGCUCCAGUGGCAUGUUAUACAUAAGGAACUGUAUGACAAUAUCCAUGCUGCCAGGACCAGCCAGGACAGGAUGAGACUAUUGUAUACCGCCCUCACAUCUGAAGGAGCCAAAUCUGCUUUCUACAAAGUCCUACAGGAAAAGCAACCCAAGAUCUGUGAAACAGAAGACAUCAUCAAAGAAAUCAUCAAAAUACAUAAGGAAAACUUAAUGGACAAGUGUAGAUAUGUAUUUGAAGGCACCGCAGACAGCCCUGAUGAUGAAAAACCAUUGGACAAAAUUUACACUGAGCUCCACGUUAUACAGGGAGAGAGUGAACGAGUUAACCAAGAACAUGAGAUACAGGAUAUUGAAGAGAGGUCAAGAACUCAACACAGUACAACAAUUCAGAACACUAAAAUCAGCUGUAAUGAUAUCUUCAAAACUGCACCUGCAGAUAUGAAGUCAUCUGGAGACAGAAGAGAAGGACGGACAAUAAGAACUGUCAUGACAAAAGGAAUUGCUGGCAUUGGAAAAACUGUCUCUGUAAAGAAAUUUAUCCUUGACUGGGCAGAGGGGAAAGCCAACCUGGACAUAGACUUCAUCUUUAUGCUUCCAUUCAGGGAGCUAAAUUUGAUCAAAGGUGAUCCAUUUAGCCUUCAGGCACUUCUGAUAGACUUCCACCCAGAACUCUCAAAAAUUGCAGUGGCACAAAUAUUUGAAAAUCACAAAGUUCUGUUUGUUUUUGAUGGCCUGGAUGAAAGCCAACUGAAACUGGAUUUUGGUAGAACCAAAAGGUUGGCAGAUGUCACCAAGGAAUCAACAGUGGACAUUCUGCUGACAAACCUCAUCCGGAAAGAUCUGUGUCCCUCUGCUCUCCUCUGGAUAACUUCGAGACCAGGAGCAGUUCACCGUAUCCCUCGCAGAUAUAUAAAUCAGUGGACUGAGGUUCAUGGAUUCAGUGAUCCACAGAAAGAGAAAUACUUCAGGAGGAGAGUUGAGGAUAAAAAAGUUGCAGAUAGAAUCAUUAAACAUAUCAGAGUGGUACGGAGCUUGUACAUUAUGUGCCACAUACCUAUUGUCUGUUGGAUUGCAGCCAAAGUCCUUGAACGCUUGUUGCCUAAAUGUGACGAAAGUGGCAGCACUGAAAUACCCACAACUCUUACUGAGAUGUACACACACUAUCUGCUCAUUCAAACACAGAUGGAUGAUGAAAAGUACCAGAAUAGCAAUCCAAAUGAGUCAGAUGUACAGAGGAUCUUAAUGUCAAACAAGGAAUUCAUCCUGAAAUUAGGUCGAAUGGCAUUUGAACAUCUGGAAAGAAGCAGCAUCAUGUUCUAUGAAAGUGAUUUGACUGCAUAUGGCAUUGACAUAAGCCAAGCUGGGGUUUACUGUGGGUUGUGUACAGAGAUAUUCAAAGAAGAGAGUGUCCUGUACAGAAAGAAGGUAUACAGCUUUGUGCACCUGACCGUUCAGGAGUUCUUUGCUGCUCUCUUUGUGUACCACAGUUAUGCAAGUAAGAAAAUUGAUUCUUUAAGCCUCAAGACCUUCCUUCUGAAAGGGUCUGAGGAAGAGCUGGAGUCUAUCCUGAAUGAAUAUCCUGUAGAUCUUCCUCUGCAUGAGCUGAUGGAAAUUUCAAUUGCUAAUUCAACUCUGAGAAAAACUGGAGAACUGGACAUGUUCCUUCGGUUCCUUAUUGGCAUGUCUUUAGCGUCAACACAGAGGCUGCUUGAAGGCCUGAUACAGCAGACAGAGAACAACUCAGAAGUCGCUGAGGAAAUUAAAAACAUCCUAAAAGAGAUAGAUUUAAAUGACUGCUCACCUGAAAGGUGUCUGAACCUUGUUCACUGCCUGUUUGAACUGAAAGACAGUUCCCUACAUGAUGCCAUUCAGGAUUAUCUGAAGCCAAACUAUUGUGCAGAAACCAAUCUCUCCCCAGUUUACUGCUCAGUUCUGGCUGCCUCAAUUCUCAUGUUACAUACACCACUGGAUGAAUUUAACAUGAGGAAAUACAGGCCAUCACAUAAAGGUAUCUUUAGGCUUGUCCCAGCUGUGAGGAACAGCAGAAAAGCAAUAAUCUCAGGUGUUUGGCUGAAUGUUUGGCUUGGUGAAACAAUCUCCUCAGCCCUUCGGAUGUCUAACUCAGUGCUGACAGAACUGCACCUGACAAAUAGUAGUUUCGUUGAUAAAGGUACACAGAUCCUUAUUGACGGUUUGAGAAACCCUAACUGUAAACUGGAGGCUCUGAGUCUCUCUGGGGAUGGACUCUCAACUGAUAUGUGUGAAAAUUUGGCAUCAGCUAUCAUAUCAAUCAUCUCAAAUCUAAGACAGCUGGAGCUGGGUGGAAACAUACUGAAGGGGUCAUUCCAAUCUGUGCUUUCUGUUGGGCUACACAGCCCUAAACUGGAGACACUGAGGCUGAACUCAAAUAGUUGGACAACAGAUGUCUUUGAGAAGAUGUCGUCAGGGCUCAUGUCUAAGGCUUGUUACCUGCGAGAGCUGGAGCUGAGUUACGCCAAUUUAAAAGACUCACAAAUGAAGAUCUUCUCUGCUUGGCUGAUGAGCACAAACUGUAGACUGGAGAUACUGAGGCUCAGUCACAACAACCUGACCGAAGAAAGUUGUGAGAUGUUGGCCUCAGCACUCAGUUCUGACUCGUCCCACCUGAGAAACCUGGACCUUAGUUACAAUGACCUGCAGGACUCUGGAGUGAAGCUGCUCUGCAGAGGGCUGAUGAAUCCACACUGUCAUUUGAAGAUACUAAGGCUGGCAUUCUGCAGAGUCACAGCAGAUGGAUGUGCUUCCUUGGCUUUAGCUCUGAUGUCUGACCCCUGCAGCCUGAGAGAGCUAGACCUGAGCUUUAAUCACCCAGCAGACCAAGGAGUCCAGCUGCUGACCGAAAGACAGGAGGAUUCACACUGUAGUCUGGAGGAACUCAAUGUGGAUCAUAAUGAAGAGUGCUGGUAUGACUUGAGACUACUGAGAAAAUAUGCCUGUGAUCUGACGUUGGACCCCAACACAGCAGGCAGGAAUCUAAUUUUGUUGGAUGAGAACAAGAUGGUACAGUAUGUCAGAGAGGAGCAGCCACAUCCUCCUCAUUCAGACAGAUUUGACACACAACAGGUGCUGUGUAAUGAAGGUCUGAUAGGUCACCAUUACUGGGAAGUUGAGUGUUAUUUUGGUGAAGACAUUGGAGUGGCAUACAAAAGUAUUGCCAGAACAGGAGAUUGUUCUGAAGAAUUUAAUUUGGGAGAAAAUGAAAAGUCUUGGUGCUUGUCUAUGCAAGAUGGAGGAAGCUUUAAACACAAUGGUUCAUCUGUACGAUUUUGUGACAUUGUCCGGAGCUCUACAAUAGGAGUGUAUCUAGACUGGCCAGCUGGUAUUCUGUCCUUCUUUGAGGUCUCCUCUGAUACACUGACCCACCUCUACACCGCCCAUACAACUUUCACUGAACCAGUCCACCCUGCUUUCAGUGUAGACACAGAUGGAUCAAUGUCCCUCCGUAAAUUACAAUAGCCUAAAACAGGGCUGAAUAUUAACUUUUCGAGCAAGUAGCACUGGUACCAGAAGAGCUGCAAAUCUUGCAGCACAAACUGAAAUACUGUUACUGAAAUAAAAAGCCAGUAAUAGCACUUCUAUAAAGUUUUGAUCCUCUUAAGUUGUACAGUUUAUUGUUUCAAGUGUGACAAAAACAGACAAAAGGUGAAGCAUGAAAUACAGACAAGUGAGCAUGAUUUAGCUUCAGCUUCUUCAAGCAAUGCUUUAGUUGCUUUAAUUACAUCUGCUGUUUUGACUAUAGUUCAAGUAUGGGUUCAACUAUUGCUUGAACAACACUUCUUUGGUAAAUUACUACACUUCAUCACUAAGCAGCUGGAGUGCACUGAACAUUGCAAACUAGUGUUUACUAGGGAUUUCCCAACCAGUUUUUUCAAAGAAGCACUGGCUUCAUCUCAGGUGUGAAUACAUUUUGUGUGUGUAUGUAUGCCUCUCAUAUCCACUGGCCUUGACAGUAAAUAAGAAUGUGUUCAUCUUCUAGAUAUCAUGCCUUGUCCAAUAAAUGUUAUUUAUUACAGCUUGCUGCACAGUCGAUCCACAGCAUCAGCUGAAUCAAAAAUAAGUAAACUUAAAAAAUGCAAACUCAAAUAUAAGUUAAAUAUCCACCACAGUACAGGAUAAUAUCUGUAAGCCAUAUAUUACAUUUAGAUAGAUAGAUAGAUAGAUAGAUAGAUAGAUAGAUUUACUUUAUUGAAUCCAAACUGGGAAAUUCCCAAAUUUCAGCUACGUAUUGACAUUUCUAUUGGCAUUCUGCAUUCAACCAAUUUUACAACCAAUCAAAACGCUGGUGGGUGUAUGUGAGUUAUGGCUUAUUGAUAUUCUAAUGAACUUGUUGACAUUUAAUGCAUAUAUCAACUGACACUGUGGCUCCGCUGAUGUUAAAACAGCUUUUUUUAGAGCUGCACCUUAAACAGCUCACAUGUGGUGCAGUUGUAGUAAAGCCAAAAGAAAAAACUUCAGGUAGCAUUUAAUGAUUCAUUCAUUCAUUCAUUCAUUCAUUCAUUCAUUCAUUCAUUCAGAAUAUUGUGUCCCAAGAUGGACAUAUGUUUGUGACUAGCAAUGUUCCCACCUUUCAGGCUGUGUUGAGGAAUUUUAUGUAUAAAAUUGUGUGUUGGUAUUGAUUCAUUGAUUAAAAAGUUACUCCUGUUUUUUAAAACACUGGAACAAAUAUCCAUGUGUUUCAAUCACUGUGGACUUAUAAACUGCCAUGUUUUAUAUUUUUGUGUUGUUUUUAUAUUGUAUUUUUAUUAUUGUAUUGUAUUUUUUUUAAUCAUUAUUU